Molecule: messenger RNA, 2649 nt
Organism: Artibeus jamaicensis (Jamaican fruit-eating bat)
Lineage: Eukaryota; Metazoa; Chordata; Mammalia; Chiroptera; Phyllostomidae
Gene: SHC2
Product: SHC adaptor protein 2
Exons: 13
Coding region: 16-1776 (586 amino acids)
Biological process (GO): intracellular signal transduction; cell surface receptor protein tyrosine kinase signaling pathway
Cellular component (GO): plasma membrane
Molecular function (GO): receptor tyrosine kinase binding
Source: RefSeq, a predicted model, not a curated record
GGGGCGGCUGCGGCCAUGACGCAGGGUCCGGGCGGGCGCGCGCCCCCCGCACCUCCUGCGCCCCCGGAGCCCGAAGCGCCCACCACCUUCUGCGCGCUGCUGCCGCGCAUGCCGCAAUGGAAGUUUGCGGCUCCGGCCGGCUUCCUGGGCCGCGGCCCGGCUGCGUCGCGGGCGGCGGGGGGCGCGGGGGCCGCAGGAGGCGCCGAUCCCCAGCCGGAGCAGGCCGGCCCGGCUAGCGUCCCUGCUCUGGCGGCCGCGGUCCUGGGUGCCUGCGAACCGCGCUGCGCCGCGCCCUGCCCCCUGCCGGCUCUCAGCCGCUGCCGAACUGCUGGGACGCGGGGAUCUCGGGGCACGCGGGGGGCCGCCGGGCCCCCAGACUCCGUCGCCGACGAGUGGAUCCGCAAAGGCAGCUUCAUCCACAAGCCGGCGCACGGCUGGUUACACCCAGAUGCCAGGGUCCUGGGGCCGGGGGUCUCCUACAUCGUUCGGUACAUGGGCUGCAUCGAGGUCCUACGCUCCAUGCGCUCCCUGGACUUCAACACUCGUACCCAGGUCACCAGGGAGGCCAUCAACCGGCUCCACGAGGCUGUGCCCGGAGUCCGGGGCUCCUGGAAGAAGAAGGCCCCCAACAAGGCGCUGGCCUCCAUCCUGGGCAAGAGCAACCUGCGCUUUGCCGGCAUGAGCAUUGCUGUCAGCAUCUCUACCGAUGGCCUCAACCUCUCCGUGCCUGCCACGCGCCAGGUCAUCGCCAACCACCACAUGCAGUCCAUCUCCUUCGCAUCGGGCGGCGACACGGACAUGACGGAUUAUGUGGCCUAUGUCGCCAAGGACCCCAUCAACCAGAGAGCCUGCCACAUCCUGGAGUGCUGCGAGGGCCUCGCCCAGAGCGUCAUCAGCACUGUGGGCCAAGCCUUUGAGCUGCGCUUCAAACAGUACCUGCACAGCCCCCCCAAGGUUGUCGUCCCCCCUGAAAGGCUGACCGGGUUGGAGGAGUCGGCGUGGGGGGACGAGGAGGACACGGAACACAAUUACUACAAUAGCAUCCCGGGGAAGGAGCUGCCCUUGGGCGGGCUGGUGGACUCCAGGCUCGCCUUGACACAACCUUGCGCCCUUGGGGCCCUAGGAGCCCUUAGCCAGGGAGCGUCCCCUCCUCAGAGAGACACCCGAGGCCUGCACUGGGAGCUGGGCCCCUCAGCCCCACCGGGGGAUGGCUACGUGCAGGCGGACGCCCAGGGGCCCCGAGAUUACGAGGACCACCUGUACGUCAACACGCAGGGUCUGGACACACUGGAGCUUCUGCAGCCCGAGGACAGCCCCAAGAAGGACCUGUUCGACAUGCGACCCUUCGAGGAUGCUCUGAAGCUGCAUGAGUGCUCUGUGGCGGCAGGCGCGGCGGCCCCCCUUCCUUUGGAGGACCAGUGGCCCAGUCCCCCCACCCGCAGGGCCCCCAUCGCCCCCACAGAGGAGCAGCUGCGUCAGGAGCCUUGGUACCACGGCCAGAUGAGCCGUCGGGCGGCGGAGAAACUGCUGCGAGCCGACGGGGACUUCCUUGUGCGCGACAGCGUCACCAACCCCGGGCAGUACGUCCUCACAGGCAUGCACGCGGGGCAGCCCAAGCACCUGCUGCUUGUGGACCCUGAGGGCGUGGUGCGGACGAAGGACGUGCUGUUCGAGAGCAUCAGCCACCUGAUCGACUAUCACCUGCAGAACGGGCAGCCCAUUGUGGCUGCUGAGAGUGAGCUGCACUUGCGUGGCAUGGUCAAGCGGGAGCCCUGAGCCAGGUGAUGGUUCUCACUCCCGGCUCCUGUCCCUGCUCCCCAGACGUCCUUGUUGUGUGGCCUUACAGCCUUUCUCAGGACCCUGGUCAGACCUAACGGCCGCCGCCUCGCCUUCCUCCACACGGGCCUCCAAUCUCCCCUCUCCAGCCCCCUCUUGGCCGGGCCAGGUCAAUCACGCCAGGAAAUGGGGGCCCAAGACCCUUCUCUCCCACCAAGCCCCCCCGCCUCCUCCCUUCUGCCUGAAGUGAGGUUGUACGUACCAAAGACAGAACCGUUUCUCGCCUUUAACGAAAAUAUAUCAAAAAGCAGCCCUUGGUGCCCUGGUGAGGGCCUGGUGGGGUUGGAUUUCAGCUCAUCUCUCAGGAAGGGGGAGUUCCCAGGUCGCUGGCCUGGAGCUGGGGUCCCGUCCUGGCCGGGCUCUGUGUUCCCACCUAAAAAGAAUUGGUGCCUCGUUUUGGAGGGAGAAUCGAGGUGCUUUGGGUCCUCAGGACAGGACACGUGCUGAUGUGGAAAUGGGGGGCAGCCUCGGGAGUGCUGACCUGGACUGGACGUUUGGAAUCUGUUUGUAAUUAAGUCUGGGAAUGACCACAAGGAGCACAAGCUCACUGGACUUUAAAGGGCCCUCUUCGGUGUCGUGGGGGGUGGCCGAAAUCAGUUUGCACAGUGGAAAGCCAGGUGGCACCAGAUUUGGCCUCCUGGGGGCUGGAAGAGGUGGGGGCCCAGGGGCCUGGAGGUGGAGAGAAGGGGGCUGCCUGUGGGUGUGCCCCUAGUGGGGGGAGUGUUUGCAGGGGGGUCUGCUCUCCCAGAAUCCACCAACAUCUCGAAGAACCUCUGUUUUUAGAGAUAAAGUAUACCCUAACUCCUCUAUUAA